Messenger RNA from Episyrphus balteatus (marmalade hoverfly), 1982 nucleotides. Its product is annotated as endothelial zinc finger protein induced by tumor necrosis factor alpha-like. Bases 58 to 1947 code for a protein of 629 amino acids. NCBI's taxonomy places the organism in Eukaryota, Metazoa, Arthropoda, Insecta, Diptera, Syrphidae. The transcript has 3 exons. The record is from RefSeq and is a predicted model, not a curated record. Gene Ontology annotation, cellular component: nucleus. Gene Ontology annotation, biological process: regulation of transcription by RNA polymerase II. Gene Ontology annotation, molecular function: DNA-binding transcription factor activity; zinc ion binding; RNA polymerase II cis-regulatory region sequence-specific DNA binding.
UUUCAAAACAAACUACCUGUCAGCUGAUUAUGGUGCCCAAAGUUGGUCUCUAAAAAAAUGACCGAUUUCUCAGAAAAUAAACAAAAUCCACCAAAAACUAAAUUAAAAAACUGUCGUAUUUGUGGUAUAGAAAGUGAAGCUGGUGAAAAACUAUUCAAUUCACAAAGUGAAAUCGAAAAAAUCGCUGUGCAAAUUUGUUCAUACAUUUCAUUCAAGUUACAAAAUGUUCAAAUCUAUCCAAAUUGGAUAUGUCCCGGAUGUCAUCUACAAUUCGAAACAACAAAUGAAUUUUUUGAAUUAAUAAAAAAUGGCCAAACUAAAUUAUACGAACAAUAUGGUUAUCCUUCAAAACCACCUCGAAAACGCAAACGAAAAAAAGUUCAUACUUUUACCGUUUGCGGUACUCAGCUAGACGAUCCGUCUUCUGAUAAUCAUCCUAAUGAAUCUAUAAUUCCUACAAAACGUAUUUCCAAAAAGCCUAUAAGAUACAUUGACUCAAUGCAAGGCAAUGAACUUGAAGACCUUUAUAGUAAAAUCGGUCUUUCGAAAAGAAAAACGAAAGAACCUCCAACAGAGCCCAUUGCUCUGAUAGAAGAUCAAGAUGGAGUUACUCUCGGUGAGUUGAUUUCAACCACCGAUCAACUCCAUCGAAACUCUUCACGAUACCAAUGUGACUUUUGCAAAGCGGCUUUCGUUAAGGAACUCGCUUUCUAUAGUCAUUUAGCUACCCAUAAGAAUAUCCUUUACCAAUGCACUGAAUGUCAAGCUGUUUUUCAGGCAAAAUCAAUGUUUGAUGAACAUGUUAGACAAACAAAACACAUUGGCUUGGGUAUAAUUGAAACUCCACCUGAAAUUCAAAUUGAAAUUCCCGCCAACAUGCAAAAAGUUGAACCGCCAAAGACUGAAAUUGAAAUAAAGAAAUCCACAAAGUUUGUUUGUAUUUCCUGUUCCAAGUCAUUUGAUACUAAUUUGGCUAUGCAACGGCAUCAAAAAACACAUAAUGAUGCAAGACCGUUUCAAUGUGACAUCUGCUUUGCCAGAUUCAAACGUAAAACUGUUCUGCAAACCCACAAAGCCACUCACAGAACUGAACAUCCAUUCAAAUGUCAUAAGUGCUCGAGGAGAUUCACUUUGAAACAGACUUUGCAAAAUCAUUUGAAAUGGGUUCAUGAUGGCAUUAAGCCAUAUUAUUGCAAGAUUUGUAAGAAAUACUUUAGCCAGAAAUCCAAUCUGACCGAACACAAACGGAUUCACAAUGGAGAUCGUCCAUUUGUUUGUCUUAAAUGUGGAAAUGCCUUCAAGACUUCCUCCCAAUGUCGACUACAUCAAAAGACUCAUGUCAUACAAAUCGAAUCCAAGGAGAAAGAGAAUCUCGAAAAGACUAUCAAAUGUCUAGUUUGUGACAAGUAUUUUGUCACCCGAUUUAAUAUGAAAACACAUCUUCGAAUACACACUGGAGAGAAACCAUAUGCAUGUAAUUUGUGUCCUAGGAAAUUUGCCGAUCGAUCGAAUUUUCGAAAACAUAAAAAAAACCAUCUCGUAGAGAAGAAAACAAAACAACCAAAACAACAUACAUUGCUUAAAUCGAAUUUGAAUGAAGAAAUUUUGUCUUCUGAAACGGCUGAUGAUGAAAAUUUGAAUUUAGAUCCAGAUCCUGAUGGAUUGAUGCCUACGACAUCGAAAUCAUUUACUAUUUUGGAAAAUAUUGUUUUACCAAAUGUGAAUAAUUCUUUAAUUGGUAUUAUCAAUGAAAAUGAUGUUGAAAAUGUUGACCAAUGGAAUUCGGAUUUGAUGGUAACUGAUAUACCGAAUGAUGAGAAUUCAAUUGUUCAGCAACAACAACAACAAGAAAUGUUGAUGAAUCAAUUGGUUUGUAUAUCAUAUCAGGAUCCAAUGAAUCCGGUUACAAGUAAGACGACUUAUUAUCUUGUUAACCAAGGGAUAUAGGAUGGAGGAUAAAGAUGAACUUUAUUUUAAUUCAA